UUCCCGUCCACCCAGGGGAAGCCAAAUGGAGGCCAAGAGCAGCCUGCAGAUGAUGCCACAGACGUCCCUCAAAAGGAAGCAGAGGUGAAGGCGAAGAGUGACGCAGAUCAUCAGAACGAGGUAGAAGAAGAGGAGGAGGAGGAGGAGGAUGAAGACGAAGAUGAAGAUGAACAGCAGUUACUGGGAGAGUUUGAGAAGGAACUGGAAGGGAUACUGCUCCCGUCAGACCGAGACAGGCUCCGCUCAGAGGUGAAGGCUGGCAUGGAGCGGGAACUGGAGAACAUCAUCCGGGAGACAGAGAAGGAGCUGGACCCAGACGGGUUGAAGAAGGAAUCCGAGCGUGAUCGGGCAAUGCUGGCCCUGACAUCCACUCUCAACAAACUCAUCAAAAGGCUGGAGGAAAAACAGAGUCCAGAGCUGGUGAAGAAGCACAGGAAAAGGAGGGUUGUCCCCAAAAAGCCUCCCCCGUCCCCCCAACCAGCAGAGGAGGAUCCUGAGCACAGAGUCCGGGUCCGGGUCACCAAGCUCCGACACGGAGGCCCCAAUCAGGAUCUGACUGUCCUCGAGAUGAAACGGGAAAACCCACAGCUGAAACAAAUCGAGGGGCUGGUGAAAGAGCUGCUGGAGAGGGAGGGGCUCACGGCGGAAGGGAAAAUUGAAAUCAAAAUCGUGCGACCCGGCGCGGAAGGGACAGAGGAGGACGCACGCUGGCUGACUGACGAGGACACAAGAAACCUCAAGGAGAUUUUCUUCAAUAUCUUGGUGCAGGGAGCAGAGGAGGCGCAGAAAGAGCGGCAACGGCAGAAGGAGCUGGAGAGCAAUUACCGCCGCGUGUGGGGCUCUCGCGGCGGGGAGGGCACGGGGGACCUGGACGAGUUUGAUUUCUGAGACCACCGCUGCCGUCGGCUGGCCAGGGAAUCCCGGGCCUGCCUAGACUGGCCCUGCCUUCUCCCCCACCAGCCACCCGGGCCCUGAAGGCUAAGCGGCAGAGCUGAGCCUCGGACCCUGGCAUCCAGCCGAUCCUGCCCCCCGGCGGGGGGGGCGUGGCAGGAGCACAGGGCUGCUGCUCAGACCUGCCCAAGACCAACUGGGCCUGCCGGGUUUGCUCUCCCAGGCUCCUCCCCACAACCCCUUCCUUUCUCCAGCCCGCCCUGGUACCAGCCCGCCCUGGUACCAGCCCCUUAAUUUGUUGGUUCCUUUCCCCUCCCUACCUGGAGAGUUGGUGAGAUCUCUUGCGUGGAGGAGGGCAGGGAGAACAAGAAGAGUGGGGCAGUUCAGCAGGCCCCCCACCCCCUGCCCGAACUGCUCCUCAGGGUCACCCCCUUCCCUUGGAUUGGCUUGGGAUUUCCCACUCCUCUCCCUUCCCACACUGUUCCCUACAAUCCAUACUUCUGAGUUGAGGUGCUUCCCCCUCUGUCUCUGAGGAAAUGGGAGAGAGUUGCCCACCACCUCUGACACAAUCCCACUGAAAAGGGUGGGGUACAGAACCACCCACCAUGUUCUUGAACAAUCAGGUUUCCAAAUAAAGAACUGGACCAUCCGUCAA
Molecule: messenger RNA, 1546 nt
Organism: Panthera uncia (snow leopard)
Lineage: Eukaryota; Metazoa; Chordata; Mammalia; Carnivora; Felidae
Product: protein OS-9-like
Exons: 5
Biological process (GO): endoplasmic reticulum unfolded protein response; retrograde protein transport, ER to cytosol
Cellular component (GO): endoplasmic reticulum lumen
Source: RefSeq, a predicted model, not a curated record